Messenger RNA from Trichoderma reesei QM6a, 982 nucleotides. RefSeq lists its product as uncharacterized. The transcript is spliced from 3 exons. The coding region runs from base 104 to 970 and encodes 288 amino acids. Lineage: Eukaryota; Fungi; Ascomycota; Sordariomycetes; Hypocreales; Hypocreaceae. The record is from RefSeq and is a predicted model, not a curated record.
UCCUCAUCACACGCUUGCGGCUUGCAUCCCCAAAGCCGUCAAUUCCAUCUGAAUCACCUCUUUUGUCUCUUCUCCCUCUUCACACAUCCCCCCGCAUUUCGCGAUGGCUGAGAGUAAGACUUCGGCCAUCUCUGAUGAGCCCAUCAACGUCCUCAUUGCCCUGCACCCCAAGUUCGACAUUCUUGACUUUUCCGGUCCAUUGGCUGUCUUUAGCGCAGCGCAGCACGACUUCUCCGAUGACUCCUCCAAGGCAUUUGAAGUGACCCUUGCCGGUGCUGAGCCGCAGGUCCUCUCCUCCCAGGGCGCCAUCGUGCAGUCCCAGAUCACGUACAAAGAGGCUCACGAGCGCAUCAACGAGUUUGACGUUCUCAUCAUUCUCGGUGGAAACACCGACGAGGUCAUCAAGAAGGAACUUGAGCCGCUUGGCAUCAUCACCGCCUUCUCCGACCUUCAGAAGAGAGACCCAGCCAGAGAACGAACCAUGCUGUCGGUCUGCACCGGCGCCCACCUGCUCGCGCACGAGGGCAUUCUCUGCGGCCUCGCUGCCACCACUCACCCCGACCACAUCACCCAUUUUGAGAACCUGUGCAGCGAUGCCUGCACCAGACUCGGGACUGAUCGCACCGACGUCAUGGACGACGCUCGAUAUGUCGUCAACAACCUCCGCUUUGAGCUUGACGAGGAUGCCAGCCCAUACACGCGCCGCAAGUCGGAUGCUGGGAAGCCCCACGGCCGCAAGGGGAGCAUUUCCUUCAAGGAAUCCCGCACACGUCGCGAGUCGAUUGUCCGCCGCGUGGCGAUGCGCCUCGGUGGUCUCCGGGUGAUCACCGCGGGGGGCCAGAGCGCUGGCGUGGAUGCAUCUCUGUAUCUCGUCAGCGCCCUGGUGGAUGAGAAGUGUGCCGAGGAGGUGGCCCGGCUCCUCCAGUGGAACUGGACCAAGGGCGUCGUCGUGGACGGCAUUGACGUGUAAGCGUAAGCGCGA